CGCGUGUUUUCGAGGUUCUGUGAGACGCUCCCAGAGAAGCAGGUUGAGCUGAAGGGUUCUUCCAGGGGGCACCCCCAGGGGAACACAGAUGCCUGAGCCUGUCCUGGGCUUGGGCCUGACCUCAGCGACUCUUGCUGGGCCUCCGAGAGGUGCUGAGGUCCAGCAGGGCCAAAGGACUGUGGCUCUGGUCCUGUGAGAAGGGCUGAAGCAGCAGGCGCUGGAUGCGCAGGGGUUUCCUGAGGUGUGACGUGCACACCAUCGUAGUGCACAGCGUGCUUCGGCAAGGCCACGGGAGGCACCGCCGCUGCAGUUGGAAUGGGGACGUCAGGCAGGCCCGUCCCCGGCGGAAGCCCUGAGCCCAGCCAGCCCACCGGCUUGGGGCCCAGUCCUGCAUAUGGGUAUUGGAUUUCUUACUCGAGAAUUCCGCCUGGGGGGUCAUCUCUGCGGUCCCCCGUCUGGGUGGUGGAGGAGCUCUGCCCCAUUCGUGGUCUAUGUGGUCUGUCUGCAGCUGUGUGGUCCUGGUCCCCGGUGGGUAGCACGAUGCCCAACACACGACGGCCCCCUGGGCCCGCGGUGAGGCAGUUUCCCCAGAGGGUUUGGGGUGGGCCCGGAGGAGGGGGCGUCCUCCAUCCGCUUCCCUUUGUCCUGCAGGACCCAAAUCCCUUCCCACAGGCUCUGAGGCACAAGGCGCCCCUAGCCACCAGGACCCCGCGGUGCACAUGGGCACUCAGCACGCCGGGCCCAGUGCUCCGUGCACCCAGCCACCCUGACCUCCCAUCUCGGCCUCUGCAUUUCCAGCAGGGUGUGCCCGAGGACCUGCUCUUCUUCUACAACCACCUCAGGAAGGGCGGCGGGGUCAUACGAGUGGACCAGAGCCUCCUCCUCUACCGCUACCACCCGCACGCGGCCACACACGCCGUCCUCGAGACCACCAUGUGGACACACCGCGUCCGCUUCCUGGAGGAGCGGGUCCUGCCACACUGGGCAGCCUUCACCAUCUGGAAUGCUGGCAGGCAGGGCCGCUGGCUCUACCGCAGCCUGACAGACAGAGCACGGCACAAGGUGGUGGCCUUUUGCGACGUGGACGAGAAGAAGAUCAGGAAGGGCUUCUACUGCUACGAGGGCUCUCAGGAAAAGCCCAAGCCCCGGGUUCCGAUCCUGCACUUCCGAGCCGCACGGCCACCCUUCGUAAUCUGCGUGAAGCUGGGCUAUACUCCCACGAGGCCCACUCUCCGACGUUCGGGGACAUGGACGCCCUCGGCUGCUGAGGUGUCCGGAUUCUGUGCCGGCCCCCAGGUGCAGCUUAGGGGAAGUCGCCCGCGUCGGGAAAGGGUGUGUGAACAGGCAGACCCCGAGGACGGCGUCUGCAAAGACAUUCACUCAGAGCCCCACGCGGCCUGGGCUGUUCUGAGACCCGGCCCCGCAGAAGCCGGGGUGGUGGCUGUGUGUGCGGGCUGCUGGCUGGCGGUGAUGCAGGCCUGGCUGGCAAAGCUAACUCGGAAGGGCCUCAGGGACUCUGGCUGCCGCUGACGCUGCGUGCAGUCCGUGUGCUGACUUGUUCCCGCCCCUCCUGGGCGCUGCCCCUGAAGAGCCGCCAAGUGCUGUCUGGGCACCGCACGUCCUCACCAACACCUGCUGUCCCUGUGCGUCCACCUCGCCAUUCUGGCGGGUGUGCAGCGGCCUCUCCUGUGGUCUCAAUGCAUCCGCCCGUGGGCUUGUCGGCAUCUGAGUGUCUUUGGAGAAAUGUCUGCUUGAGUGUAGUGCCUUUCUCGAUCGGGUUGUUUGCCUUUCGGUUGAGCCGUGGGAGUUCCGUCUAUGUCCUCGAUGCAGGACCCCGACGCGUGUGCAGACAUUUCUCCCCACCUGUGGGUGGUCUUCCUCCUCCCCGAUGACAUCCUUUGAUGUACAAACUGUUUCUGAUGAAGUUCAGUUUCCCUGUUUUCCAUCUGUUUGCAUGUGUCUUGGCGUCAUGGCUCAGAAGCUCCUGGGAAAUUUAGGGUUGUUUCUAAGAGGUCGCAGCACCAGCCCCGCCAUGUGGGGCUUCAACCCACCCUGUGCCGACCGGCGUGUACGGUGUGGGGCAGGGCCGUCCGUAGCUCCAGGCCCGGCUCAGCACCCUGGGUUUCAUUCUCGGCCGGUUUGUCAGCUCGAACCUGGAUUAUUUAACUGGCGCUACAUGAUGGGUUACCACAGACGUGACCUAAAGGAGACGUGGUGCCAGCCGGGACAGGAUCCUAUCCUGAGGCUCGACCGGGGCACGUGUGCUUCAGGCUCUCGUCGGCAGAGCUCAGUCCUCAGGUGCUGGACCAAGGGCCUCAGCUCUUUGCUGGCUGUUCCCUGCCAGGUGACCCCCCACCCCCAACCUGGCAGCUUUUUCUGUCAAAGCCAGUGAGGGUCAAGGGUCUGCUAGCAGGACAGGUGUCACAAUAAUGUAUCACCAGGUCACGGAGGUGACAGCCCAGCCUUGGCCAUGUCUGAUGCCCAUCCUCUCUGCACCCCGGCUGUGAGUGCCGCGAGGUGGGGCCACGGAGACCAGACCCACCUGCUACUUCUGGCCUGCCUGGCUUUGGGUUUUCUCGUUUGAAAGCAGUUCCCAAAAGAAGCUUCUUUAAGGCCCAGAUGACCGAACUUCCAAGCUGCCAGGGAAAGUUGGUAAAUAAGAGCCUGCAGGAAGCAGGUGUGAAAGGAAAUUUGAGUUCCACAGAUUUUGAGGAGCAGACUGGCUGUGAAGGGUCUACUUCCCAGGGAGCCUCACCCACUCGUGGCCCCGGCAGGUCCAGAGGCACCUUGGUCUCCUGUUUCUUGCGUGUUCUCCCAGAGACACCACAAAUAAGAUGUGCAUGUGGCUUUUUAAAAUAAAUGGUAGCAUUUCAUACCCACUUUUCUCUAUUUUGCUUUUUCAUAUGAUGAUGUAUCUUGGAGAUCAUUGCAGGGAAACCUACUGGCACCAUCUCUGUCAUCAUCUCUUUAUUAAUGGAACUUUCCAGCACGGUUUGCCAGAGGAACAGCACCCAGGGCCCCACCCUGUGUUGUGAGGGAAAUUCCAGUGCCAUUUCAUUCAUUAAUUACUGUUUCCCAAAAAGAUAAAAGCCUAAGAAAAACACCAGUCACCCCAAAAGUCCCAGAUACCCAUCAGGGCCAAAGGCUCCCCAGUGCCUUCGACAGAUACGUUUUAUCCUCUGAUAGUGUGCUGCUGGUCAGACCUGGGGCCAGCAUGUGGCCGCACCCAACACGACCUUUACGCCUCCUGCACGCUGUGCUUUAAUGCAUCUGACCUCCGCUCCGUGGGUCGUGCUGGUGGCUCCCCACCCGCUUCCUCUGUGGUGGGAGCAGUUCCAUACGGAGACGCUUUGGGGGUCCCAGCACCUCGCUCUGAAAGCUGGAUUACAGGGACGUUUCAUACGGUCAUCACCCCAUCACUUGUGGACAGGCCUCUGGGCCAACCUCAUCGUUUACUGUUAAAAACAACACACGUGACUUGGCUGUGUGCAGGGAGAGCUCCAAGUGCCCGUGGUCAGAGAACAGCCCUCCCAGUCGGGAUCCCACCAGGCGCCACCCCUGCCCUCCAGGGCAGCUCGUGCCCCCACCAAGCACCGUCCGCAGCAUGUGGCCCAACGGGCCACCUCUGCGAAGUGGUGGAAAGUCUGCACAUCGCCCUCCGGGGAGGAGCAUGUCUUCAGUCCUUUCCCCUUUGGUAAAUUACUCCCCAGCCCAUUUUCCUACUGAUCUGUCAGUACUUUUUAAACAUUCAGACUUUUUCCACCGGUGUCAUUUGAUUAAAUUCACAUUUAAAUAUCUGAUUUUUUUAUUUUAUGGCUUUUAGAGUUGUAUUCAUUCUAAGAUAGUAACUCCUCAUGAAAUUUUAAAACAUGUCCUCUAAGUUUACUUCCUAGACUAUUUUUUUUCUUCUACCUUUGAUACUAGAAUUUAUUCUGUGGGAAGACUGGCUAGGGAUGCACAUCUCCUUCCGGACACCAUUCCAGCACCGUGUGGCGAGCGCCCGCCUCUUCCCCAGCAAUGAGGCGCCGUCUCCUGGGGCCACUUCCGGGCUCCGGUCUUUCCCGUGGGUCUGUUUGUGCGCAGCUUUACGGUGUGCGUGUCCUUCAUUCUUUCCAAGACCUUUUCUCACGCUUUUCUUCUUUGGAUGAACUUUCCUAUUUUGAACUAUUGACACAUUCAGAAAAUGGCACAUUCAGAAAAUGGCCCAAACAUGGCCCACCAGCUGCUUUUAUAAAUAAAAUUUAUUGGGACAGAAGACAUAUGACCACAAAGCCACAGACACUCCCCGUCUAGCCCUGGAAGAGACACUCUGGACACGUCCUGGACAGGUGCUCACAGGACAGAGCCUCCCAUUGUGCCACUUCUCUGCCCUUCGUCGUGUGGGCAGGGAGGCCUCCCCAAGCUGAGUGGUCCACCUGCCUGCUCUGGCACCUUGUGGGGAAGGAACCGGACAUCUGUGCUUGUGGCCUCGCCCACACCACGCUGGUGUCCGGCAUUCAGCUGCAUGCAUGUCAGGCUGGCACUCGGCCAUGGAGAUGUCCCGCCUUGCCUGCCUGGUUCUCUGGGGUUUAAUCCCGGGAGUGGAAGUGCAGGUCAUGGGGGGCCGUGUCUCCCCCUGGCCAGAGGACAUGCCGAGGGUGAAGUCCCAGGCCGCAGGGGCCCCGACUUGUCCUCGGCCGGGUCCUGCCUGCAGUCUUCGGAGUGCGUCUGACUCCCGGGGAGGCCCAGCACCCGUCUCCAGUGUCAGUUUCCUCUUCACGACGUUUCUCGCCUGGCAUCGCCAGCUUGUCCGUGGGACCAUGGCUGCUGGCCAAGGGAGGCAUCCUGGGUGCCUCUGGAGCCUGGUGCUGGCCUUUCCACUCUAGUGGGCACCAUGUUUCAGGAGUGUCUGACUUUGAGGAGGCGGCCCCUUCCUGUCAGGCACAGACCUGCCGCCCCACGGGCCCCUCAGCAGGCCCUGGUUUCUGGGCCCCCCUCGGGGCCGGGCUGCGUCUGAGUCCAGUCAUCGUGCCCUUGGAAACUAGGGAGCAGAGAUACUGGGAAGAGAAAAGGGUCAGAAUGGACAGCAUGCGGAGGGCAGAUGCGGCAUUUCAGGUGUUUCCCGAGUGGAAUGUUUUCUGUGUACUUCUAGCAGGGCCCAGUAGUAACGGCCCAGGCCAAGGCUGUGUGUGGCCGGGCUGAUCCUCCGUGCUGGCCACAGGGGCCAGAGGACAGCCAGCAGGAACAUGGCCUCUGAGAGCCCCGGCCUCACCUGCAGCUCCUGGCAUGCUGGGCAUGUUUUCCGGAGUGAGUUACUGAGGCACUGGAGUGAGAGUCCCAGACACCUGCUGUGGCCCCUUAUGUGACAUGGGUGGGGCCUGAGCCCCCCUGCAGGGGCCUGGCUCCUGCGUGGCUGCAGGCCUCUCCCCACUGCAGGGAAGGGUGGGAGAAAGGCAGGAGGGGACUUGCUGUUGGGUGGGUUCCUGGCCCUGCAGAGGAGGUGGGUGGGGGGCCAUCAGAGAGGCCCCAUCGGUUGAGGGAAGCCAGGUCUCUCCGUGGCUUUCUUUCCAAGUCCCCCUGGUCGGGGUCAGCUGCAAGGAGGGGCUGAGGCUAGGCUGGGUGGGGGCUGGUGGCAGAGCGUGGUGGCCCAGCACAGGCAGUUUCCCUGCGUGGCCCUGUCUCCUCUGGCCUCUUCCCAGCAGAGAAGUUCAUAGUGGACGACCUGUCAGGUGGCCACAGAUGACUUCAAGCCUGUUGGGAUCUAUGGUGGCCCCAAUGUGGGCCAGGGGAGGCCUGGAUUAAGCUGGACCUGCUGCUCACACCCGCCCUCAA
Messenger RNA from Manis javanica (Malayan pangolin), 5811 nucleotides. NCBI's taxonomy places the organism in Eukaryota, Metazoa, Chordata, Mammalia, Pholidota, Manidae. The record is from RefSeq and is a predicted model, not a curated record.